Messenger RNA from Syngnathoides biaculeatus (alligator pipefish), 4255 nucleotides. RefSeq names its product cytosolic carboxypeptidase 4. The record is from RefSeq and is a predicted model, not a curated record. The transcript is spliced from 27 exons. NCBI's taxonomy places the organism in Eukaryota, Metazoa, Chordata, Actinopteri, Syngnathiformes, Syngnathidae. Bases 370 to 3744 code for a protein of 1124 amino acids. Gene Ontology annotation, molecular function: metallocarboxypeptidase activity; zinc ion binding. Gene Ontology annotation, biological process: protein side chain deglutamylation; C-terminal protein deglutamylation; proteolysis.
GACACACGAUGUGAAGAUCUCUUUCUUUCACAGACACACACACCCACACGCACGCGCACACACACACGCGCACGCACAGACACCCACACGCACACACACAAACACUCGAUGUCAAAAACCAAGGAGUCAAAUGCGAUGUUUCACAGUUCUGUGUGACAGUGGAAUUUUUGCUUUAUUUCCUCUACAACUCUUUUUCUGUGCUUUGGAAAUCACAGAUUUUUUUGUGCAUUUUGUUACCUGCCUUUUUUUUUUGUGAUUGUUUUUAAAUUAUCAAGACCUGGCUGAUCCAAUUUUUGCUUGGCCAAAAAGAAUGUCAAACCCCCAAAACUCUGCCAGUGGCUUUGAAGCCAUAUUUUCUACUCUACAGGUAUGAUCACAGUUUGCCUUCUUCGGAGACAUUUGACAGCUUAUUUGACAUGCCAGCAGCCAUAUUUGACAGUUGACAUGCGCGCAAAGGCCAGUGACAUCAAAAUUACACAAUAUCUGAACAAAAAUGCAGGGGAUGCAGAGAGCACUUUGAAUGUUCUCAAUGUCCUGGAAGAACUUCUGUCAUCAGGUACCGAUCGUCGUAUUCACUAUAUGAUCAGUCAAGGUGGAAGCGAGUCCUUGCUGAAUGCACUCGUCAAAAAUGGCAGCAGGUUCAUUCCCAACUACACCAUUCUGUUGCCCAUACUAUAUCUGGUCGCCAAAGUUGGACACAAAGACUGUGGUAUAGGAAAGAAGGCUGAAGAGGCUGGAGCUAUUCUUCUGAUUCUAAACCUUCUCAAAAACAACAUUCAACAUGCCAGGAGGGCUGAAGCAUGUCUCCUAGUCAUCCAAGUUUUUGCUACAUCAGUUUCCACUGCAAAAUUAAUUGCAUCGAACCAAGGCCUGGAUAUCAUCUACAACCUUAUCCCGAAUUACACCACAAAGAAUCUGCAAACAAUUAAGGCAUCCAUUAAUGCAUUUGCUGCACUGCUUUCCUCAGUAGAUAACAUCUCCUCAGCAGUGUCCAAGGGUUAUGUUUCAGGCCUCCUACUGCUGUAUGAGGAGUGGCACAGCAAGGACACUAAACAUUCUGCAAUUGACAUCCUCCAGGCACUGCUAAAUUGCUUUCAUAAAAUAGUACGCAGUGCUGUAGGAAGAGACACUUUUGUGUCCCAAGGAGGCAUCCGACUUCUUUAUCAUACUACUCAGACAUGCUCAUUGAAUAUAUGUCAGGGGUUACUGGUAGAGUCAUCGGUUCAGCUGAUGAGGUGGUGCCUGCCGAAGACUCCUCUACCAUUGAGAUCAGAUCAGUCAGUGUACUGCUUCCCCCUGCCUAGAAGACAUCAUCUUCUUGAUGUGGUUGCAUCAGAUGACACCAGUGGUGAGAUUGCCGGUGAUAAGAUGGAGAAAGAUUACCAGGAGGCUCAGAGUAAAGACUAUGACGAUGACUUGGAGACUGACCUGAAGAAACUUUGUCUUCGUCCUCCGUUAGACAGACCCAAAGACCUACUGCCGCAGUACAGCCGUCUUUGUCCUGAACUCUCACAUGACUUCCUGGAGCAGCUGGAAUUGAGUUCACAAGGGAGAUCACCCUCAUCAUCUUCAUCUGAUGACGAAACUGAGAAGUGCAACAAUUUAUCUCUUCAUUCCUUCAGGAGGGGGGAAAAAAGUGCAGUUUUCUCCAAGACAGAAAAUGGCACAUCAGGUCAAACCAAAUCAGCUGCUAGCCUAUUUAAGGCAAAAGAUUUCUACAGUCAUACUGGUAUCCUUAACUCCAGCGCUGAAGUUGGAACCAAGGCUCGAGAGACAAGGAAAGAAGCCAAGUCAGGUCUGACAAAUGAUCAGCAGAACAAUAAAAGCGAGGGAAAUGGAAAAUCUUAUAACUCUACCAUGAUAGACAGUUUAAUUGAUAUUCAUGGGGUUGACAUCCCUUACCAUGAACCCAGGACAUAUCAUGCUGCAGCCACCAAAACAAAAUCUGUUCCAGGAUUCACCACCCUUGCUUUCCCUGAUUUUUGGGGUCAGGUCCCAUCACCAGAAAAUGAACCCAUGGCUCCACGCAAGCUCAACAUACAGAGGCAAAAAGUGCUUGAAGAUAUCCAACGUUUCUUGAAAACUGAUACCAUCAAUAAAGUGGUCUUUGACCUGGAAGAUGACAGUUUACAGUUUCCUCCUGACAAGCCAGACUCUUUGAGAUUCUUUUCCAGUUUUGAAUGUGGUAACCUGAGAAAGGCUAUUCAGGUACGCAGAUACGAAUAUGACCUAAUACUGAACGCGGAUGCCAACUGUUCUCAGCACACUCAGUGGUUUUAUUUUGAAGUGAGUAACAUGGUGCCUGAUGUUCCCUACCGUUUCAAUAUCAUCAACUGUGAGAAGAGCAACAGCCAAUUCAACUAUGGAAUGCAACCAGUGCUUUAUUCAGUUCAAGAUGCAUUAAAUGGUAAACCGCAGUGGCUCCGGACUGGGACAGAAAUUUGUUAUUUCAGAAACUACUUCUGUCCAGUUCGUGGCAGUCAGAAGACUACAUUUUAUACACUGACAUUUACCAUCACCUUCAAAUACAAAGAGGAUGUCUGUUACCUGGCCUACCAUUACCCUUAUACUUACUCUGCUCUCAGGGCUCAUCUGAAUUUGCUGCAUAGAUCAGUUGCUUCUUCUAAGGUGUUUUUCCGACAGCAGAUUAUUUGUCCUACUCUAUCUGGAAACUCCUGCCCAGUUGUUACGAUCACUGCAUGUCCUCCCAGCAAGUGUGAUAAAGAUCUUCAUCAACUGGGUAAACGCCCCUGCAUUGUGCUGACGAGUCGUGUCCAUCCUGGUGAAUCCAAUGCCAGCUGGGUAAUGAAAGGCACCCUAGAGUUUCUUUGCAGUAAUGAUCCAAUAGCCCAGGCACUGAGAGAGACAUUUGUCUUCAAGAUCAUCCCCAUGUUAAAUCCUGAUGGGGUCAUCAAUGGAAUGAAUCGCUGUGAUCUGAGCAGAGAGGAUUUGAAUCGGCAAUGGUGUAAACCAGACCCUAUUCUCUGUCCAACCAUUUACCAUACCAAGGGCUUCCUGUACUAUCUCAACAGUAUUGGACGGGCUCCGCUGGUCUUCUGUGACUAUCAUGGCCACUCUCGAAAAAAGAAUGUUUUUUUGUAUGGCUGCAGUGUAAAGGAAACUUUAUGGCAAUCAGGUUCUACUGUUGAAAAUGCAGGACUGAAAGAGGACCCUGGAUAUAGGACUAUUGCAAAGGCCUUGGAUCGUAUUGCACCAGCAUUUUCUUUCAACAGCUGCAACUAUAUGGUGGAGAAGUCCCGUUCUGCCACUGCCAGAAUUGUUGUCUGGAAAGAAUUGGGCGUGCUGAGAAGUUAUACCAUGGAAAGCACUUACAAUGGUUUUGACCAGGGAAUAUACAAGGGUCUACAGAUAAACACCCGGGAGCUGGAAGAAAUGGGAAUGAAAUUUUGCCACAGUUUGCUCUCCCUGACUAUAGAUACAAAGGCACUUUAUGGCAAGAGUCUCAUCAACCACAUGAAUCUGGGACAAAACAUCCUCGAUCACAAGUCACACAACUCUUUUGAAGAUGAUGAGCCUCCAUGUGUUGAAGAAAUUGAAUAUUCAACUGAGUCUCCUGGUCUGAAAGGCGAUGAUUUAGAAUUGGAUAUAAACAGAUGCAUGGCUAACAUUGAUGCAGAAGGUAGCACUAAAAGACAAAUGUCCGGGGAAAUAGGAGGAUAUUAUCAAACAUUCACAACAGUCAAGUCACCUACUCCCUCACCUGAUAACGCAGGUGUCCAUUGAAAUUCUAUCUGAAUGAUGAAACAAGUGGGCUCAUGUGACUCUCACCAACGGGACUAUAUCCGAGCUGAGCUGCAUUUUUAGAGAGGUAUCAAUUGUAGCUUGUUUUUCAAUUGACUUUGCUAAUUUUUUUCAAUUGACUAUUAUAUGAUGUGACCCAGGUGUUUAAAGACAACCGGGAUACUGUGAUCGUGUCUCCGCUAUUCGACUCAGUUGUGGUCCAUGAUCUUUGCCUCCCCAAUUAUUUCAUUAAUUUGGGUCUGUUACAUUGUCAUAGUCAUUGCUAUUUUACUUGAGAUUUCUAAAGAUGUUUUCUCUUGCAGUAACACCAGAUGUUUCUAUUGAUGCAAGGAUGUGAUUUUUGUAAGAAUUUUUGUUUGUUUUUGAAAUUUCCCAAGAUAUAUUUCAAACAAAAAAAUGGAGGAAUCUUGACAUAAUCAUUAUUGCAAUAAAUCAUCUGUGAAGGUUUUUUAAAUUAACAAUUAAUAGUAUGGCAGAUUAUAAUCCCUUCUGC